Messenger RNA from Gigantopelta aegis, 1461 nucleotides. RefSeq names its product tartrate-resistant acid phosphatase type 5-like. The record is from RefSeq and is a predicted model, not a curated record. The coding region runs from base 223 to 1227 and encodes 334 amino acids. NCBI's taxonomy places the organism in Eukaryota, Metazoa, Mollusca, Gastropoda, Neomphalida, Peltospiridae. Gene Ontology annotation, molecular function: ferrous iron binding; acid phosphatase activity; ferric iron binding. The transcript has 6 exons.
AUAUUUAAAUCAAUGGAUUGUACUUAUUUCAGGGAUGAAAGAGCAAAGUACUUAAUUAAUUGGACUCAUGUGAUAUCGUACGUGAUGGAGAUAUCUAUAUCGAUGGAUUGUACUUAUUUCAGGGGUGAAAGAGCAAAGUACUUAAUUAAUUGGACUCAUAAUGAUUAUAUCAUAAUACGUAGUCGUUAGAUAAGUACUAAACUUUUGUUGGGAACGUCGAAGAUGGCGAUUAUUAAAAACACUGUGUUAUGUAUGGUUGCUCUACUGGCACUCCAGUGCACAACAGGGUGUUUUGCCAUGGACAGCCUUCGCUUUCUGGUGAUUGGUGAUAUGGGAGGUCAACCAGUCUUCCCCUACACCACGCCAGUCGAGGUUGGUACCGCGCAUGAGAUGGGAAAGAUCGCAAGCCGGUACAAUCCACAGUUUAUUCUGGAACUCGGAGACAACUUUUACUAUGACGGUGUAACGAACGUUGACAAUGCAAGAUUUUUUGAGACAUUUGAAAGAGUGUACACUGCUCCAUCUCUGCAGGUUCCUUGGUACCUCAUUGCUGGUAACCAUGACCACCGAGGCAACGUCUCAGCACAAAUUGCAUAUUCACAACACUCUACAAGGUGGAAUUUCCCAUACUUCUUUUAUCCGUUGAGUUUCAAGAUUCCCAACAGCGACAGCACGGUGGACCUCAUCAUGAUGGACACAGUGAUGCUGUGUGGCAACGUGGCCCACGACUUUGGUGGGUUUCAGCCACAAGGACCUGCUGAUAAGAAGCUGGCCGAUGUACAGUGGCAGUGGGUGGAGAAAAUGCUGUCAACAAGCAAGGCUGAUUUCCUGCUGACCACUGGUCACUUCCCAGUUUACUCUGUGGCCGAGCACGGUCCGACGAAAUGUCUGGUGGACACACUGCUGCCCAUGCUGUACAAAUACAGGGCGAAUGGUCACAUGUCUGGUCAUGACCACAACCUCCAGCAUUUGCAGACAUCCAAGAAUGGAAUCACUCUUGAUUACACUGUAUCUGGGUCAGCUAACUUCAUUGACAAAAGUUUAGCACAUCAGAGAUCUGUACCGACAGGGAGUUCAAAAUUUCACUGGGCUGACACAAGUAGUCUCGGAGGUUUUCUCUACAUUGAGGCGACACCAAACAAUAUGACGUACACCUACUUGGAUGCCAGUGGCAAAAUUCUGUACCAAACAGUCAGCCAUCCGAGAAAAUCUAAGAUUGACUUUUAAUAUUUUGGUCUUGAUAAAAUAUGAACUGAUGUCCAAGUUAAUUUUAUGUCACUAUAAUACAGUAUCGUAUAUAAAUUUGUGCAAUAUUUUUUAUAGAAAAUAUUUAUUAAGAUAACUCUCUUAAAACAAUGUAAUAUUUUAUGUUAAUAUGGUUACUAUAAUAAGUUUUAAUCAAAGCAUAUAGUUUUGAUUUGUCAAUCAGGGUGUAAUUUUUAAUAAAAUAUUUUAGUCUUU